GCCGCUGGGGCCGUCAGCGUCGGGGCGGCGGCGGAGGCAGAAGACCCAGGUCCGGGCGAGUAGUGGUCAGUCACGCGGGCUUUCCCCAUCCUGCCCCCGCGUCAGGUCACAACCAUGUCAGACAAAAGUGAAUUGAAGGCUGAAUUGGAGCGAAAGAAGCAGCGGUUAGCUCAAAUCAGAGAGGAGAAGAAGAGAAAGGAAGAAGAAAGAAAGAAAAAGGAAACUGAUCAGAAGAAAGAAGCAGUUGCUCCAGUACAGGAAGAAUCCGACCUUGAAAAAAAGAGGCGAGAAGCAGAAGCAUUGCUGCAGAGCAUGGGGCUGACACCGGAAUCUCCUCUGGUCCCUCCUCCUAUGUCUCCAUCCUCCAAAUCUGUGAGUACUCCAAGUGAGGCUGGAAGCCAAGACUCUGGAGAUGGCGCCGUGGGAUCUAGACGAGGACCAAUUAAACUUGGGAUGGCUAAAAUUACACAAGUUGACUUUCCUCCCCGAGAAAUUGUCACAUACACAAAGGAGACUCAGACACCGGUUAUGGCACAGCCAAAAGAAGAUGAAGAAGAAGAUGAUGAUGUUGUAACCCCCAAACCACCCAUUGAACCUGAAGAAGAGAAAACUUUAAAGAAAGAUGAUGAAGAAGAAGUCCCCCCUCAUGAGCUCACUGAAGAGGAAAAACAACAGAUCCUGCACUCUGAAGAGUUUCUAAGUUUCUUUGAUCAUUCCACAAGAAUUGUAGAAAGAGCUCUUUCUGAGCAGAUUAACAUCUUCUUUGACUACAGUGGGAGAGAUUUGGAAGAUAAAGAAGGAGAAAUUCAAGCAGGUGCUAAACUGUCCUUAAACAGGCAGUUUUUUGAUGAACGUUGGUCCAAACAUCGUGUUGUUAGUUGUCUGGAUUGGUCAUCUCAGUACCCAGAAUUGCUCGUGGCCUCCUAUAACAACAAUGAAGAUGCUCCUCAUGAGCCUGAUGGGGUGGCCCUUGUGUGGAAUAUGAAAUACAAAAAAACUACCCCAGAGUAUGUGUUUCACUGCCAGUCAGCUGUAAUGUCGGCUACCUUUGCAAAAUUUCAUCCAAAUCUGGUUGUUGGUGGUACAUAUUCAGGCCAGAUUGUGUUGUGGGAUAAUCGAAGCAAUAAGAGAACCCCGGUCCAGAGAACCCCACUUUCAGCUGCUGCACACACGCACCCUGUGUAUUGUGUGAAUGUAGUUGGAACUCAAAAUGCUCACAAUUUGAUUAGCAUCUCCACUGAUGGAAAAAUUUGCUCAUGGAGUUUGGACAUGCUUUCCCAUCCACAGGAUAGCAUGGAAUUGGUUCAUAAGCAGUCCAAAGCUGUAGCUGUCACUUCUAUGUCCUUCCCUGUUGGAGAUGUCAACAACUUUGUUGUUGGAAGUGAAGAAGGCUCUGUAUACACAGCGUGUCGCCAUGGCAGCAAAGCUGGAAUCAGUGAGAUGUUUGAAGGACACCAAGGACCAAUAACUGGUAUCCACUGCCAUGCAGCAGUCGGAGCUGUCGACUUCUCUCAUCUUUUUGUCACUUCCUCAUUUGACUGGACAGUGAAACUUUGGACAACCAAGAAUAACAAACCUUUGUACUCAUUUGAAGACAAUUCAGAUUAUGUUUAUGAUGUGAUGUGGUCGCCCACCCACCCUGCCCUGUUUGCCUGUGUGGAUGGCAUGGGGAGACUGGAUCUGUGGAAUCUCAACAAUGAUACAGAGGUGCCGACUGCAAGCAUUUCUGUGGAGGGUAAUCCUGCUCUUAAUCGUGUGAGAUGGACACAUUCUGGGAGAGAGAUUGCUGUAGGCGAUUCUGAAGGACAGAUAGUUAUAUAUGACGUGGGAGAGCAAAUCGCUGUUCCCCGCAAUGAUGAAUGGGCUCGAUUUGGGCGAACACUAGCAGAAAUUAACGCAAACCGAGCUGAUGCAGAGGAGGAAGCUGCCACCCGCAUACCUGCUUAAAUGGGCUUUGUGCUAGUAGUGGAUUGGGGACUGAUUCUAAAUAGAAAUUAAAACUCAUAGCAUGCUUCUGUCUAAAGGGAAUUGAAGGGUGAUCUUGUGGAUUAAACGAUGGACUUAAAACACACAUAGCUCUUUAAUGCAAAAAAUUCAUGCAGUGUCACUUUUUAUAUUCAUAUUGUUAUUGGCUUUGUGUAAUUUUUAAUACAAACGACUUUUGCAAUAUGCAGUUUUUUUCUGAAUACUUACACAGGCAUAUAUUUGCUAUAUUAGUAUCUUGAACUUUUUUCAACCUGUAACAGUAUACAGUUAUUUCUGAAAGGUGUAGAUUACAUAAAUUCCACAUAUUUUUCAAUAAUCACUUCUCCAGGUAAACACAAGAUCUGACCACUAAUAUGUAAGAACAUUGUUUAUUGUUAACCAUUAAAAUGCAUGUACCCACUCAAGUUUCAUCUUUUCUGUCCUUUUUCAUAACUGUGCUUCUUUAAAGUAGUGACAGCUGUGGCUACAAAUAAAAGAAUCAGUCUGUCAAA
Molecule: messenger RNA, 2477 nt
Organism: Vombatus ursinus (common wombat)
Lineage: Eukaryota; Metazoa; Chordata; Mammalia; Diprotodontia; Vombatidae
Gene: DYNC1I2
Product: dynein cytoplasmic 1 intermediate chain 2
Exons: 16
Coding region: 115-1947 (610 amino acids)
Biological process (GO): transport along microtubule
Cellular component (GO): cytoplasmic dynein complex
Molecular function (GO): dynein light chain binding; dynein heavy chain binding
Source: RefSeq, a predicted model, not a curated record